GGUGCCCUUUUCGUCUUCCUGCCUCUGUUACUUUGACAAUGGCGGCUCGCGCUGUGGGGUUGUUGGCCAGUUUACCCCUAUGUGCUCAGAGAAGUCAAGUGCUGCGUCCUAUCCACAGGCUUCUCAGUUGCCCAAGAACUGUGGCCGCAGAAAUUAAAAGAGAAGAGCAGUCGUCGGGGAGCGUGGAGACAGGCUCUGAAGGCAGGACUCCCAAAAAGACAUUCUCUGAGGUGCAGAAAGAAAGACGAGAACAGGCACAGCGAACCGUUUUGAUACAUUGUCCAAAUAAAAUCAGUGUAAAAAAGUUUCUAAAAUAUUUAUCCCAACAUGGACCUAUUAAUAAUCAUUUCUUCUAUGAGAGCUUUGGUCUUUAUGCUGUUGUAGAAUUUUGUCAAAAGGAAAGUGUAACUUCACUGCAGAAUGGAACUCGUACUCCAAGUAUGGGCACAGAGGCUGCAAUUCCAUUCAGAUCACGUGUCUUCAAUUUAAAGACGAAGAAUCCGUCAAACCCGACUUCAGAACAGUCACGUGUACAAUGUAGUAUUCAUGCACCUCCUUCUAGCAAGAAGCUUCUUGAGUUACUUUGUUACGCAGAAAGUAUAGAUGAUCAGCUGAACACUCUGCUGAAGGAAUUGCAGUUAACAGAGGAGAACACUAAGCUCCGAUACCUCACCUGUUCUCUUAUUGAAGAUAUAGCAGCUGCGUAUUUCCUGGACUGUACUGUCAGACCCUUUGGCUCUUCGGUGAACAGUUUUGGGAAAUUGGGAUGUGACUUGGACAUGUUUUUGGAUCUGGAUGAAAUUGGAAAAUUCAGCGCCAACAAGACCUCAGGAAAUUUUCUGAUGGAAUUUCAAGUGAAAAAUGUACCUUCAGAAAGAAUUGCAACUCAGAAGAUCCUGUCUGUGAUAGGAGAAUGCCUUGACCACUUUGGCCCUGGUUGUGUGGGUGUACAAAAAAUCUUAAAUGCUCGGUGUCCUCUCGUGAGGUUCUCACACCAGGCCUCUGGAUUUCAAUGUGAUUUGACUACUAACAAUAGGAUUGCCUUGAAAAGUUCUGAACUCCUUUAUAUAUAUGGUGCUCUUGAUUCACGAGUGAGAGCCUUGGUGUUCAGUAUUCGAUGUUGGGCUCGAGCACACUCAUUAACGAGCAGUAUUCCUGGUUCUUGGAUUACAAAUUUCUCUCUUACAAUGAUGGUCAUCUUUUUUCUCCAGAGGAGAUCACCCCCUAUUCUUCCAACACUAGACUCCCUGAAAACCCUAGCAGAUGCAGAAGAUAAAUGUGUAAUAGAAGGCCACAACUGUACCUUUGUUCGUGACUUGAAUAAAAUUAAACCUUCGGGAAACACAGAAACACUAGAAUUACUACUGAAAGAAUUUUUUGAAUAUUUUGGAAAUUUCGCUUUCAAUAAAAAUUCCAUAAAUAUCCGACAGGGAAGGGAACAAAACAAACCUGAAUCUUCUCCGUUACACAUUCAGAAUCCUUUUGAAACUUCUCUCAACAUCAGCAAAAAUGUAAGUCAAAGCCAGCUACAAAAAUUUGUUGAUCUGGCCAGAGAAAGUGCCUGGAUUUUAAAUCAGGAAGAUAAAGAUCGGCCUUCCUCAUCGAGGAGUCAGCCCUGGGGGCUGGCGGCCCUGCUGUUGCCGUCUGUCGUGAACAGCGCGUCUCUCGCCAAGAGGGUAAGGAAGAAGCCCGCAAGUGAAAGAAUUAAAAGCCUGCUGGAAUCCAUAAAAAGUAGCGGUCCAGAAAAUGCCACCAGCACCAACGGGAAAAGAACAGUUAGUACUCAGGCAUGAUGGCUCCUCCUCCAAGAACUGGUUUUCUGCGGUAACAUGCUCCUUGGACUACCUGGAACCACUUUCCCCUGAUCUUCUCAUGGGGCCCCUUUCCGGUCUGAAGUUCUGGGAUGGUUUCAGUCUGAUAAGCCUCCUUUCCACCGGCACUUUGAGCUGUCAGCCACGAGGAACAGGUGGAAGGAGAUCGGAAUGUUCUUUAAAUAAACUGUACAAAGAAAGUGGUAAAAAUCCGGUUUCAGAUCAAACCAUUGUUGAUCUCUAAAUCCGUCUCUGGGUGGAAAUCAUUUAAAAGGACUUCUAGAUAUGUACGUAUGUAGUCAGUGGAUACAAUAAAACUUCCGAAUUUGCUAGUACUGUUUAGUAUGUAUUUUUUAUUUUUUAUUCUUCAAGCAAAGUACUGUACUCUUAUUCACAUAUACAUUAAAACAGGUUGGUAGUGAUUUCCAAAAAUGGUCAUGUUUUUAAGAUAUGAGUGCGGACACUUCAUUCACUGCAUUUGAGCUAUUCCAAGCCAGAUCUGUAAAAAUAUUGGUACAUUGUAUUUUAAAAUAUUAGUCACUUUUGUUUUCAAAAAUAAAACCCUGUUUCUACUA
Acinonyx jubatus (cheetah) is the source of this 2386-nucleotide messenger RNA. RefSeq names its product mitochondrial poly(A) polymerase (gene MTPAP). Gene Ontology annotation, molecular function: poly(A) RNA polymerase activity. NCBI's taxonomy places the organism in Eukaryota, Metazoa, Chordata, Mammalia, Carnivora, Felidae. Gene Ontology annotation, cellular component: mitochondrion. The record is from RefSeq and is a predicted model, not a curated record. The transcript has 9 exons. Bases 39 to 1793 code for a protein of 584 amino acids.